Messenger RNA from Fraxinus pennsylvanica, 372 nucleotides. Lineage: Eukaryota; Viridiplantae; Streptophyta; Magnoliopsida; Lamiales; Oleaceae. The record is from the annotation of a GenBank genome assembly.
AUGACUCGGCAGCAGCAGGUCACAAGGCUGAAGGCUCCGCUUCGGGCUGCGCAGCAAGAGGGAGACAGGGAAAUAGGGUUUGGCAGAGAUUUGGUUUGCAAGUGUAAUGGCGCUUCAAUUUUAUCUGAACUGGUAAAACAUGUCUAUUCUGAAAAUAUCACAGUUGCAGUGGAAAAUGAAUCUGCAGCCGCAACAUUGAAAGUGGAAGUGGAAGGAAAGAAAGAGGAUCUUGCCCAUAGAAGACUGAAGAAGGGCGCAAUUUCAGCUGAGAACUAUGCUCGGAGAAUGGCACAGAAUAAGGAGUUCUGUAUAGUUGAUAAUUACAUUCGAGGCAGUAGUGGAUGGGAAGAAUUAGAUAAAAACUAUCCUUGA